GCUUUGGUAUUUAUUUAUUUGUACUGAACAACUUCAAUACAAGUCGGAUAUAGAAAGUACGGGACUGGUGAACACAACGCCAUUUCUAGAGGGGAGUAUAUUCUAGUGCACAUUAUUUCGUUGUUCUAAGUCUCCAGUGUGACCUACUAUAAUCAUGACGUCCCAAACGCGAAAGCUAAGCACCGAAGAGGGCAUCUCUGUUAAACACGUCAAAUUAACGCUAAACGAGGCCGAUGAUGUACACAUCGACCGCAUUGAUCCUCUAAUACCUCCCCAAAUACUGAUGGAAGAGAUCCCUAUCAGCAACGCAGCAUUGCUCACAGUAAAACAGGCACGUCGCGAAAUUGCAGCUGUUCUCGACAACGAGGAUGAUCGCGUAGUGGCGAUUGUCGGACCGUGUUCUGUGCACGAUGUGAAAGCCGCGCUUGAAUACGCAGACUGGCUGAGUGGUAUGAAGGAGAAGUACGCCAAGGAACUGGUUAUCAUCAUGCGCGUGUACUUCGAGAAGCCUCGUACCACUGUUGGCUGGAAAGGAAUGAUUAAUGACCCUAAUCUAGAUGGCACUUUCAAGAUCAACAAGGGUCUCCGCACGGCAAGACAGCUGCUGCAGGACUUGAACGAAAAGGGCUUGCCUUGUGCGGUUGAGUUCUUGGAUACCAUAACCCCACAGUUCUUCGGGGAUCUAGUGGCCUGGGGUGCGAUUGGCGCCCGAACGACUGAAUCUCAAAUACACAGAGAGCUUGCUUCCGGACUGAGUUGCCCGGUCGGCUUCAAAAAUGGGACUGAGGGCAAUACGCUUAUCGCUACACAAGCCAUUGGAUCCGCUACCCAGCCCCAUAACUUCUUAUCAGUUACUAAACAAGGGCUUGCAGCUAUUGUCCGAACCACCGGCAAUAAGAAUUGCCAUAUGAUUCUGCGAGGUGGUACCACUGGUCCUAACUACAGUGAAACGCACAUCGCGAGUGCUGUUGCAGAGUUGGCGAAGAACAAGAUCACUACGAAGCUGAUGAUUGACUGCUCACAUGGUAACAGUCUAAAGAUCCAUACCAAUCAACCAACGGUCGCAGAGAGCGUUGCCGUUCAAUUAACAGCAGGUAAUCGCGAUAUCUUCGGCGUAAUGAUCGAAUCCAAUCUCGUCGAGGGCAAUCAGAAAAUUCCUGCAGAAGGACCCAGUGGAUUGGUGUACGGUAAAAGUAUAACGGAUGCCUGCGUGAGUUUAGAUCAAACCAUACCCAUGCUGGAAGCACUGGCAGAGGGUGUACGAGGCCGUCGAUUGCUAUAGAGUUUGAGCGAAAACCCGGGGGGUGACAACUGGACAAGACAUUUGGUUCAAAAAGUCAAAAGAUCUUUAUUUCCAUUAGUCAACCGGAAUUUAAAUAUCUUGGUACCAUCAACUCUAUAAAAAAUAUGUAAAUUAUAAACAAUUUUUCAUUUUGAAC
Messenger RNA from Sphaeroforma arctica JP610, 1439 nucleotides. RefSeq names its product 3-deoxy-7-phosphoheptulonate synthase. The record is from RefSeq and is a predicted model, not a curated record. Gene Ontology annotation, molecular function: 3-deoxy-7-phosphoheptulonate synthase activity. Lineage: Eukaryota; Ichthyosporea; Ichthyophonida. The coding region runs from base 155 to 1282 and encodes 375 amino acids. Gene Ontology annotation, biological process: aromatic amino acid biosynthetic process. The transcript has 6 exons. Gene Ontology annotation, cellular component: cytoplasm.